Molecule: messenger RNA, 9785 nt
Organism: Eriocheir sinensis (Chinese mitten crab)
Lineage: Eukaryota; Metazoa; Arthropoda; Malacostraca; Decapoda; Varunidae
Product: kelch-like protein 5
Exons: 12
Coding region: 194-2323 (709 amino acids)
Molecular function (GO): protein binding
Source: RefSeq, a predicted model, not a curated record
CUGACCCAGGUGCAUCUUGCAGGACUUUAUCCGCGAGACUGCCGUAGCUGCUGACUGAUAGCUACACAAUAAAACGUGAUAAAGACGACAAAGCAACGUGAGUGGGCUGUCACGUAAAGCUAAAAACAGUUUACUGAGCUGCAGCGGGUGGUGGUGGAAGGCUCCUAACGCCCAGCGGGAGAAGGGUGCCACCAUGCCCCGCGGCGCUCACUCUCCCCGGAAGACGCAGAGUCUCUACAUCAGUGGUGUUGGUGGUGGCAUCGGCGGCGGGGUGCGCACGGCCUCCCCCGAUCUGCUCCUCUCUUCUGCUGCCUCGGCUUCGGAGAUCCCGCCCACCUCGGCCCCACCCACGCCCCGGGAACGGCAGGGUCAAGGCGGGGGCAUGGGAGCAGGGGUGGGGCGCCCUCACAGCCUGGCAGGGGACAGCUCAACCACCCAUGCCGCUGCUUACCUCUACUCCUGCAACCCGCCCUACGCCAGGUACUAUGCCAACACUCCCCCUCCGUGUGUGGGCGUGUUCUCGUGCAAAAUGAAGGAAGGGGAGCGGACGCCGUCACCUGUGGGUGCGGCGGGACGAGGGGCAAGCACCACCACCACCACCACCACCCAUGAUGAGCUGUUCCACUCGCCCCGUCAUGCCGAGGUGGCGCUGCGCCGCAUGGAAGACUACUAUGCGCGGGGACAGCUGUGUGACGUCACGCUGGUGGCAGGGAACCGCAGAAUCAAGGCCCACCGCCUGGUGCUUAGUGCUGCCAGUGACUACUUUGCUGCCAUGUUCACCUCCCCUGUCCUUGAGGCCACCCAGGAAGAGGUCGCCCUCAGGGACAUGGACUCAGACGCCCUCCUGACCCUUGUCAACUAUUGCUACACAGGUAGUCUGGAGCUCCAUGAGGACACAGUGGAAGUGGUGCUGUCCACAGCCCACCACCUGCUGUUGACAGAGGUGGUGGAGGUAUGUUGUGACUUCCUCACCAAGCAACUUCACCCAGCCAAUUGUCUAGGCAUCCAGCUCUUUGCAGACACCCAGGGCUGCUCUGACCUACACCGGUUGGCCUCCAAGUACACCGCGGAGCAUUUCCAGGAGGUAAUGCACCACCAGGAGUUUGUGCAGCUGCCAGCUGAGGAGGCUGCCCAGCUGCUGGCCUCAGAUGAUCUCAAUGUGCCUUCUGAGGAGCUCAUCUUCCAGGCCCUGGUGGUAUGGCUGAAGCACGACCUUGAGGAGCGCUCCAAGAACAUGGCUCAGCUCCUCAGUCUGGUGAAGCUGCCCCUGCUCUCCCCUCAGUUCCUCACAGACCACAUCGAGACCAAUUCACUUUUCAAAGAGGAUCGGGAGUGCCAGGAGCUUAUUCUAGAGGCCCUGAAGUACCACCUCCUGCCAGAGCGAAGAUCAGCUCUUCAGUCUCCCCGCACCAAGCCCCGCAAGUCCACAGUGGGGGAUCUUUAUGUAGUGGGCGGCAUGGACUCCAAUAAGGGUGGGUGGAGAGGAAGUUCAACGGGCAUUGAAAAGUACGACCUGAGGACGAACAGCUGGACCAGUAUUGGCACCAUGACAGGCCGCCGCCUCCAGUUUGGGGUGGCGGUGCUGGACAGAAAGCUGCAUGUGGUGGGCGGCCGUGAUGGACUCAAGACCCUCAACACUGUGGAGGCGUACGACCCAGCCACCAACACCUGGACACAGCUUCCUCCCAUGUCCACCCACAGACAUGGCCUUGGGGUGGGAGUGCUGGAGGGCCCCCUGUAUGCUGUGGGAGGGCAUGACGGCUGGAGUUACCUUAACACAGUAGAGCGUUGGGACCCUCAGGCUCGCCAGUGGAGCUACGUGGCCCCCAUGUCAACCUCCAGAUCAACUGUGGGUGUGGCUGUCCUCAACCACAGGCUGUAUGCUGUUGGUGGGCGGGAUGGUUCUUCCUGCCUGCGGACUGUAGAGUGCUAUGAUCCCCAUACGAAUAAGUGGACGCCCUGUGCCCCCAUGGCCCGGCGGAGAGGAGGGGUAGCAGUGGGUGUGGUCAAUGGCUUCCUGUAUGCUGUAGGGGGCCAUGAUGCUCCAGCCUCCAACCCUUGUGCUUCCAGAUUUGACUGUGUAGAAAGGUAUGACCCUGCCACAGACACAUGGACGCAGGUAGCAUGUCUGAGUGUGGGCUGUGACAGUGCUGGAGUGAGUCUGCUGGGUGAUCGGCUCUUCUGCGUCGGAGGCUAUGAUGGGCAGACCUACCUCAACCUUGUUCAUGCAUACGACCCCCAGACCAACGAGUGGACGCAGAUGACGCCCCUCACCAAUGGCCGGGCCGGAGCUUGUGUGGUGGUAGUCAAAAAGGAACACUGACCAAGGCCCUUCUGAACUAGGUCAUGAAUCAUCCAGGUCAAUGGCUGCUUCAAGAUUGGUACCCAAGAGGAAAGUCAGUAAAGUUUCUUGUGCUGUGUUGUUCUGGUUUGUCAGAUUUUUCAUGUUGAAGGGGAAAACUGUCACCCUGUGUCUGCAUGAGGAAGACUCGUGACAAGGUGAGAGGAAGUGAUGGUGCUUGGACUAGAGGUAUAUGAUUUAGCAAUAAUGUUGUAAGAAUCUCAAAGGACUUCAGGGCUGUGCAAAAUGAGCUUUUUUAUUAUUAGUGAAUAGCAUGACUCAGAGUAGCACAAAUGAGUGUGUGAAGAGUCAGAUAAGAAAGCGAGGAAAUUCUUGAGUGGAAAUGGACUGAUUACAGCAGUUGUUGUCUCAGCUUGCAUGGAAAUGCAUAAUUCAUGAAGUUCAAAUAUAGAAAAUUCAUUUUGAAGCCUUAAUAUUGAAAUUUUGUGAUCUUUUGACCAUCAGUUGACUUUUGUGACCUGGAUGAUGUGAGGGGCCCAGAUCAACCUCAGGUCAUACUCUCUCUUCUCCUGUGAUAACACUACAUUGAUACUUGAUGAAGGUUUUGAUAUUAAUCAGGAAUGAAUGUCACUUUGUGGUAGAAUUGCACCUCAGCAGAAGACUUCCUGCAGGUCACGGUAAGUGUUUGUAAUCCAUUCCCAAACUUUGGGAACGUUUGCUUACGUACUGGAGAAACUCGGUGAUAACAGCUGAUAGUGAACGAUGCUACAGCUUUAAGCUAACUCUUGUGAUAACAAACCCUCCUCCUGUUUCUUGGUGUUAGUGUAAGGUGUGUCUGUUUUGUUGAAAAAUGUGAAUCUAAAAUGUUCAAAGGAUGUUAUGAGGUGAGUGAGCUCUGUGUGAGAGAGAACUGUCAUUGACUUGCCAGUAGUUUAGUGUAUUGAGGUCUUUCCAAUUUUUCUACAUGCCAUAUCGCAAAUAGUACUUUUUUGGGCAUUACUAUAUUAAUUUGAUAGUAGAGGAAAACUCAUUUUUGAUAGAUAGUCAUUCAAAAGUGUAUGAGGCAUUCCCCGUUAGUAGGAGGUAACACAUAAUUUUAAAAAGUUCCACAAAGUGUGCUCAAGGAAGUACAAUUUUCUCUGUUUUAUAGUCAUUAAUACAUAGAAUUAGCAAUGUUUUAUGGACUCCAGUCAAUCUAAAUCAUUACCAAAGUUAAUAUGAACAUACAUAUAUUACCUGUACAUAUUCACAGAGGAAUAUAUGAAAUAACUUUGAUAAAGACUGAACUGAUAGUAGAACCAAACCAGGUGGAUUGCAAAGAGGACAAAGGUAAUUGAAGAAUAAUGAUUUCAAGAGCAAAAUAUAAAACCAUGUAAAAUGUAAAGCAACUUCACUUGCAGCGCACAGUAAGAAUGUUGCGCCCAGUACCACUGUGUAGAGCAAUGGAUCAACAUUCAGAUUCUGUGAAAAAAUGCGUUUGGUUUGGGCGGUGUGUUGCCCUGCUCUGAUUAAGGAUGCCUCAUAUAACUAAGUGGAGUAAAAGUAAAAAUAAUUUCGUUGUUAGUUUUAACAGCUGCUUGAACCCAAAAGUUAGAAAUUUACAGUAAUCAUUCCUCAUGCCAUUCAGUUAUUUAAUUACAAGGAAUGUUUUUAAUAUGCUGGAUGUAUGCUCCUUAAACAUAGGUACAUAGUUAAGACAAUUUUUUAUAUAUAUCUGCACCAUACAGGGAUUUGAAUAUCUGCACCACAGUUUUUUCAAAAAUUUAAUUUAUUUUAUCUUUUUAUAGCAAAAGUCAUAAUUAUGUAUCUGUGGUAUAUGAAAUUGCUUAGCUUUUUCCUCUGUGAAAUUAAUUGUUAUUAGGAAGUUGAAUCAUACAGUUUAUUUCAUCCUUGCUACAUACCAGCUCAUUGUCUUUGAACGUAGAUAACUCAUUGCAGUAGACAAAGUGAUGCUGAUAUGUGACAUUCUCCAGUACAUUUAGUAAUAACUCAUAGAUUGAAGUGGUUGGUGUAUAGUGAUAUGACUGAAUGUAUCCGCAUGAAUUCAUUAUUUAUGCUGUAUAUUCUUUCAUAUUGAUAUAGAAAGAUGCUGUGAAUUUGACAAAUAUACCAUUAGAUUUGCAUAGAUAAAUAAAACUGUUCCAAUGACAUUCCUCUCAUGCUGUUGCUGCCACUUCUCUCUGUCUCUGCUUGUGACAAUCUUACACUCCAGGGAACACUUGAUGUUGUGUUGAUGACCCUCUCCUCAUCCCAGCCUUCCUUGCCACAUUAUAGAGGAAGGCUAGUUGUGCUUUUAAGUUGAGUUAAGGGCAAAAUCAUGUGUCCCAAAUGAGAGAUAACUAAAAAUAUUUUACUAUAAAUUAUCUGUAGUAACAGGAAAGGAAUUAAAUAGAAAUUUAAUUUACCACUUAUGGUACUUCAAAGCCCAUUAAAGAAAAACCCUUCAUGAGGAAGGAAUUGAUCUCAUAGGUAUGUUUGGUGGUGUAGCUGCUUGUAGACAUUGGCUGGAGCUUUGGUUUUCGGCAACUUGUAGUUUGCAGUCAAUAUUUGUGGCCUCCUGGGUUGACCAAGCCCACCAUCAAUAGUGAAACUGCACCAAAAUGGUUGACAGUGUAGUAUUUCAUUAUUCUUUCGUAGAUUUUUCUAUUAAGUAAUUGUGAGCAUUCAACACAAUCUUUCAAGGUUUUGCAACUUAGAUAGCAAACAAAUAGAAUAGACCUGAUGCCUUAGUAGUGAGGUGCUGUGUGGGGAUUUUGUGUAGUGACUAUUAUUAAGUAAAGUGGCUGUGGUUAACUCUUGUAAUUAUGGCAAUAAUUCCAAAUUUUGUUCAGUGGAAUGUGAAUUUCAGUAACAAGUUUCCUCUGCUAGAUUUUGCUUUCACUCUGCAAAAACUGAGAUGACUCGGAGUCACCAGUAUUUUCAUUUAAUGUGGAAAUGGGAGUGCUAGCAUUGUGUCUUGCAUCGGGGAGUUCACACCUGAGUAAAGCCGCUUCUUGAUGAGAAAGGCAUGUUCUAUCAUAACCGCAGCACAUCUACAGAGUGUGAAUGUUCUAGCUGAGGAAUGAUUUGGUUUUCUAUUCAUUGUAAACACAGCAAAUGUCCUUAUAUAGAAACUUAACAUCAUGAAUAUAGAUGAAUAUGUAGGUGCACAGUGGAAUAUUGUGUGUUUUCUUAUGUAGAUGAAUUUAUCUUAUUCUACUAAUGGUGGCUCUCCAUUUAGAUUAGUUUUCAAACAUCUCUGUUGAGGCUCAAAAUCCUUCAGUCAUUCUGCAAUACUACUUUGCUCUGAGUCAUCUUUGGUCUGUCUCUCUCAACUCUACUCGUGGCUCCUGCCUCUCCCAUUCUUCUCGUCCCACGGCAUUCUUCCCUCCUCUUCUUAUGUCCAGACCAUCUUUAUCUAACUGUCCUCAUCAAAUCUUAUUUCUCAGAGCUGUACUGAAAAUCCCAACCCCUCAACAAGGAAAAUAUUAAACAAUUAUUGUUGUAUAGAUCAGGAAAAAAUGUAUGCUCACUGAAUUGAUUGACCAAAAGAGCAAAAGGAGAAGUUUUAUACUAGAAUAUUGAUGCUGAUUUUAUUUAUUUUGGUAUGAGACAAGCACGCUAAUGCACACCCAAUGCUGAUUUGCAACUUUCAUAAUCAUUCAUAUAUAGCUGUUUCUCAGCCACUCACAACUUCAAGUUAGCUGCAGCGGACAGGUUAAACCUCACGGAGUAUUCCAAGUAGCCUAAAUGUUUUCAUUUAAAAGCUCUUAACUAAUAAGUGAUAUAUUGAUUUUACUUCAGAAAAUAGAAUAGAAUUAAAUAUCUUGAUUUUUAAGUUUGAAUUUAAGGACAUUUGCUGUAAAGGAAAGAAAACUAAUGUUAAAUGUGAUGAUCCACUUCAAAGUGAUGUCUGCAUCUCUGGUUGCAUGGGUAGUUAAUGUUUCUGAAAGUCUACAGUAUGUGAAUGUAAGUGAUAUUUACAUCUCCAUGCCAGUCACAAAAUGCGGAGGCUCACAAACUUUAUUUCUGGUGAAGUUUUGUGAAGGUGAGGCCCCUGACCAAGCUGCUGCUUUGUUUGGGACUAUACAGAAUUCAGAGCAUUGUAGUAUUUUGGAUAUAUAGAUAUUUAUAGACUAUAAGAUUGCAUUCCACUGCCUGAUUUUUUUCAAACUGGGCUCAAUCUCAAUAUUUUUACCCCAGUAAACAUGAGUUCCAUUACAUAAUAGUCCUGUGCUAGUGGUGUUGCUUCCUGAUGAUGUAUUUGUACAUAAUUAUAUUUCCAAAAUAUGUAUGAGAAUACUAAGUUCCAGCUCAUUGUUACAAGCUUGUGCAACUGUAGUUGGUUGAGUAAUAACUCUGAAAGGUUAUUGGUGAGAAGAGGGCGGGGCUGGUGUGCUCAUCGCAUAACAGCUCCUGCCAAGUCUUAUCACCAACAUCUCUGUGUGACUGAUUAUACUGACUUUGCUAUGUUAAUCCAAUGCCAAAAAAAUAUUAUAUCAGCUGUCACCUCAAAAUAAGGUUACCUGGGAAUAGUUGAAUGAGUUUGCUUUAAGGUGCCAUCACAACAGAACUCAUAGUGCACAAAGCCAUCAAGGAAGAAAAUAUCAUUUGUUGACCACCCCCAGAACCUGUACACGAGACUGCCAUCACUUGCUGCUCUUUUACAUUGUAGUUGUGACUGCCAACAAAAUGCCUUAACAAACUGAGGACUCAUUUUAACCAACCCUUACUGCUUAGCAGGAUUAUUUAGCUUUGAGAACUUUAUAACGGCCGAUGAGUCUGAAUCAGGUAUGAACCAGCAUGGCCCUUGUCCCUUAAUCAACACAUGUGCCUAUUGUGUGUUUGCUCACCAUUUGCAAGGUGCUUAGAUUAUUUUUCACCUCCAAGGAAACUCACUCCAAUGUCCUCAGUUAGUUAUUUAGAUUGGUGACAAAUUACAACAUUUAGGGAUAUUUCAUGCAUUAUGAACACAAUGAAUUUUUUACAUACAUAAUGUAGAGCAAGAAAUAAUCAUUUUACAUUUUAUAGCUAUAUAUAUAUAUAUAUAUAUCGGUACCUCCCCACACUACCUGAAGGGCCAACAUGUGGGAGGUGAAAUUCCACGUAUCCAGAUUGGUUUAUUUUCUCAGUAUUUUUUUUAUAACUGCAUAUUGAUUAUUUGGUUCAUUAAGGGUGCUAGUCAUAGCCUAAAGUAAUUAAAUCUUUAGUACUGUGGUGAAACUGUGUUCCAGAACUGAAUUUGGAGCUUUUAAGAAUGCAGAUAAAGCCUGUUCUGGGAAUUUUUUUUUAAAAUCAUGUUGCAGAAUUCUUCACUUUAUCAUUUACUACAUCUGCAGAAUUAUUUGUAUUUAGGAUGAAAAAGGUUGUUGAAUGAACUGAAGUAUAUCUAAUCAGCUUGCAGACGUUUGGGGGCCUCAGUAACCAGAGAAUAAUGAAGAUACAUGUAGAUAAUAGCCUAAUACUUGAAAAUGUAACUGUUAAAAGAUGGCUUAUGGGCAUUUAUGAAUGGUUUAAUUCAUUAUGUUGUUGGUCAUAACAUGAAGUCAGCCCCAGAGUGCUGCCUGGCUUCCAUUAUUUGGUUAAGAUGUUGGCCGAUAAGGCAUCGUCACUUUGACAGAGUAAUCCCAUGUGUUGAUAGUAUUGAUUAUCUUAUGUAGCUGUACGUAUUUAGUCAUCACCGCAUCUCAAGUUUUGAGAUAGGGAUCAAAAUGGAAAAUCUGGGAGUAGUUUAGUAUUAGUAGAACACUGUAGCUUUAAGAAAUUUCUGGCAUAUAUAUUUUAAUUUACAUCUGCUGAUGCAUUUGUUUGACCAAGGAGCAGAAGUACAGAGUGAGUUUGAGAUGAGGUAUGAGACCUGUGUUGAUGUGAUACAAUAGUAAAAAUAUAGUUCUGUGGCCUUCCUGUGUAGGUUAAGGAGUCACUGCCACUCCCACAGCCACCACCACGACCCACUGCCAAUAUCUACUGUGACCAAUUUUUAGCUGGCAGUUUCUCCUCACCACAUCUUUCCAUCCCUCAGCACCAUGGCGGAGUGGUCAGCUUAUUGACGUGACAAAGAGUGUGCACCUCAUGUACAGCAGGCUUGUAGUGAGAGAGACAAGUGUGUUCUCAUCACCCUCUCUGAGCGUAAUGGAUUUAUUUGCCUGGACUUGGGAUUAUUUAUCCUUUUAAGGCAUUCAUGAAAUUAUCAAUUAUCUCUGUGGUGGAUGACAUUUGACUUCCUGUCCUCAAUGUUCUGCUCUUCUCUACCAGUGUUCAUACUAGUUAUUGCCUUGCUGAGGAACUUACUGCUUCAUCUCGGCAGGGCUGUGGGGUCAUGGAGUCAGAGUCAGAAGCACUUAUGGUGAUGCUAAUGUUGAAGACAAAGUCUGUAUUAAAAUCCUGACUCCGUUUCUGAUCACCAGUUAGAAAUUUUUUAAACGUGAUGUAGAUGUUAUGUGUAGCUGUUGCCUUUCAAACAAUAACUGCUUUGGUUUUAUUUCUUAUUGCUGCUGCAGUUCAUUUUUUUAUUUUAUUUUCCAAAUUUUAUUCAAGACCAUAAUUUUUUCUCCUUGCCCAAAUCUAAUAGAAUAAAAGAAACCCUACCUGUUUGUGCACUGAGUUUUAGUCUUGAUUGCAUUUGAGAAACUCGUGCCGUCACACUGUAGCUACAACCAUUAGAGUCAAGUCUAUAGGGACAUGAGAUCUAAAAGUAGCCUGACAAUUUAUGUGGUUGUGAUGGAAUGACAUCUUGUGUAUAUCAUCAUGGCAUAUCUAUCAUAGAGGAAAUCUGUGGAGUUGGAGUUAAGACACAAGAAAUUGAGGUGUCAGAGUCAGGUGUUUUGGAUACAGACUCCACAGCCCUGCUUCUCUGGUGUCUUGGUCUCAUUGAUCUUGUGGGCACUAUCAAGGGCUUAGUGUGGUGGUGGUGGUGGCCUCUUCCUGGUGAGUUAAAGCUCUGUACAGAUGCCAGCUUGUGAAUAAUUGUGAUGAAUGUAAGAUAAUAAAAUAAGUUGUAUCCUUGAACCUUAAACAAAGUUGAUUGUCACAUAUUCUUAGAAUGUUAGUAAUGAUUAUCACAUUGCACACUUUUACAGUAAUCUUUUUACUGCAGGCAGCUGCGUUAGGUUUGUUACUUUCUUUAAAUGGUGGUAUGAUGUCCCAGCUUAUGCAAAGGAACAGUCUUGGAUGAAUAGAAAGAUGCAUAUAAAUGGACUGUUGGUAAUUACAAAUACUUGCACAUUCCAUGACGUAAGUUAGCUUUGGCAUCAAUGCACGACUUAAGUGAACAAAUUUUUCUCUCAAAGUUAUCUUUCAUCCCCAUCUUUGGGGCAUCAGGUUGUCCAAUAUGAUGAAUUAGUGUAAACAUUCUGAAACCAAUUGAUUGGUAAAUUGAUUGACAUAUAAUUUUUUAUUUUUUGGCAUUUUGUAUAGUAUAUAUAUUUUAUAUGGUUUAAGAGUGUUGCAUCAUGGCAGCUGUAAUGCAGACUUGUGGUGUUGGAAGGUAAAUGUGUCUAAAGAG